AUGGUGAGUAAACCAGCAGGGAGCACAAGUGCCAGCACACAGCAGCAGGGAGCACGAGUGCCAGCACACAGCAGCAGGGAACACAAGUGCCAGCACACAGCAGCAGGGAACACGAGUGCCAGCACACAGCAGCAGGGAGCACGAGUGCCAGCACACAGCAGCAGGGAGCACGAGUGCCAGCACACAGCAGCAGGGAACACGAGUGCCAGCACACAGCAGCAGGGAGCACAAGUGCCAGCACACAGCAGCAGGGAGCACAAGUGCCAGCACACAGCAGCAGGGAGCACAAGUGCCAGCACACAGCAGCAGGGAGCACAAGUGCCAGCACACAGCAGCAGGGAGCACAAGUGCCAGCACACAGCAGCAGGGAACACAAGUGCCAGCACACAGCAGCAGGGAGCACAAGUGCCAGCACACAGCAGCAGGGAGCACGAGUGCCAGCACACAGCAGCAGGGAGCACGAGCACACCAGCAGCGGGAACACGAGUGCCAGCACACAGCAGCAGGGAGCACGAGUGCCAGAACACAGCAGCAGGGAGCACGAGUGCCAGCACACAGCAGCAGGGAGCACGAGUGCCAGCACACAGCAGCAGGGAGCACAAGUGCCAGCACACAGCAGCAGGGAACACGAGUGCCAGCACACAGCAGCAGGGAGCACGAGUGCCAGCACACAGCAGCAGGGAGCACGAGUGCCAGCACACAGCAGCAGGGAGCACGAGUGCCAGCACACAGCAGCAGGGAGCACGAGUGCCAGAACACAGCAGCAGGGAGCACGAGUGCCAGAACACAGUAGCAGAGAGCACGAGUGCCAGAACACAGCAGCAGGGAGCACGAGUAACCGAGCACAGCGGCAGGGAGCACGAGUAA
Messenger RNA from Procambarus clarkii (red swamp crayfish), 867 nucleotides. The record is from RefSeq and is a predicted model, not a curated record. Lineage: Eukaryota; Metazoa; Arthropoda; Malacostraca; Decapoda; Cambaridae.